AGUGAUCAUAUUGAACAAUGCAAAUCAACAAUUUGGCCACAUAUAAAUUCAUGUCAUCUCUAUCCAUAUACAUAAUCAUGAUGAGUUGUUGUUGUCAAUUAUCACAAAGUAUCGAUUUGAAUGGAUUGAAAAGUAGCGUUGGAAAAAUAGCAGAUUAUGAGAAGAAAUUAGGACAAGGUAUUCAAUUAGCAAAUACUUACUUAGGAUCAAAUAAUCUGCCUAAAUUAAGCAGACGUCAACUGCAGUCGAAAUUCAUGCAAGGUGUACAAUCAUAUGGCCAACAGCAGCAACCAAUGCAACAACAACAAUCGCAGCAACAACAACAACAACAACCACAACAACAAAAUUCACAACAACAGCAACCGCAACAACAACAAUCACAACCACAACAACAACAAUACUACUCAUCCAAUAUGAUGAUGAAGAGACAAAUGGGAGGGAAAAUUAACCACAAUUCACAACAACCAAUGAGCGCAUACUCCCAAUAUUCCAAUUCAUACGGAGCACAGAGUGGAUAUGGACAACCCAUUGGUCAAUCACAAAUGAUGAAACGUCAAUAUCAGUCAAAACUAGCACAAGCUUACUAUCCUUCACAACAAGGUCAACAACAGCAACAACAACUACAACAAUAUGGAUAUCCACCCAUUAAGCCUCACAUGCAAAUGGAAGGGAUAAAUAUGCAACCUCAACAACUCCCAUAUUUACAACAACCUCAAUAUUACGAUAACAUAGGAUUUGAUGAAAAUCAACAAGACAGUUAUGAGCCUGUUGAUGGGUCAUAUGUAUAUGAUGACAACGACGAAGAAUCGCUUAUGGGUGGUGUUGUGAAACGUGAAUUGAAAUAGAUUGAAAUUAGAUUGAGAAUGGAAG
This is a messenger RNA of Schistosoma bovis, 870 nucleotides long. The record is from the annotation of a GenBank genome assembly. Lineage: Eukaryota; Metazoa; Platyhelminthes; Trematoda; Strigeidida; Schistosomatidae.